AUGUUUCUAAAUACAGUGAGAGCAGACGGAAGCCCCAAAGUGUUUGAAGACACCGUGCAGGUUCCAGUGAAGAUGGAGUACGAGCUGGGAGAGCAGACAGAGCAUCGCCUCAAGGAAAUGGGCGCCCGCUGUGUGGGGGAAACCUUAGACGUGGAGUACUACUACGAUACUGACAGCUUCCAACUGGCUUCUACACAGACCUGGUUGAAUCAGCACAACGGCCAAUGGGGACUGAUCCUGGCAGAAGAACAAGAGCUUAAUCACACUCUAUCCUACAACACCAAAAAGUUGGAGGUUGGACAUUCGGAAGAAAAGCAAAGCAAAAUACUCAAUACACUUGAAGAAAAAUCAGAAACAGGUGCUGCCUUUAGAGAAACACCAAGCAAUGAGUGUCCUGAGAAGGUCAUGUCCAAAAGCCAGGUUCAGAGAACAUCCUCAGAUUCGUCUCUGACAUACACAGAACUAAGUGACCCAUGCUCCAUCAUGCUGCAUCUCUCAAAGUGUCUCCAACUCCCUCUGACCCACAAUGAAAUGCAAAGCAUGACCAUGAAGAACUUCUUGAACAUGGCCCGGAUCCAGAUGUAUGACAGCUGGACCAGGACGAGCACAAUCAAGUACUCUCUUCCUAGUGGCUUCUCACUGGUGGUGGAGAGAGACUACAGGAUUCCCGCUGAAACUGCAACUGCACUUUUGAUGAUGAAUGCUGAUGUGCUGAGCAUAAGCAGUGAGCUGGAAAAGAUGGAUCGACUGUGUAAAGAACUAGGCCUAAAACCGAAGGCAAGCUCAGAUGGAUGAUUAUAAACGAUUGUUGAAGCCAGUUAGCACACAUGCUGUGACACAACAAACAUCUUAAUGAAAGUGCCAAAAAUAACAGUCUCUCUCUUUUAAAA
Messenger RNA from Carassius gibelio (silver crucian carp), 890 nucleotides. RefSeq lists its product as uncharacterized. Gene Ontology annotation, molecular function: thiamine triphosphate phosphatase activity; magnesium ion binding. The coding region runs from base 1 to 795 and encodes 264 amino acids. Gene Ontology annotation, biological process: dephosphorylation; thiamine diphosphate metabolic process. The record is from RefSeq and is a predicted model, not a curated record. The transcript has a single exon. NCBI's taxonomy places the organism in Eukaryota, Metazoa, Chordata, Actinopteri, Cypriniformes, Cyprinidae.